Molecule: messenger RNA, 1413 nt
Organism: Fomitopsis serialis
Lineage: Eukaryota; Fungi; Basidiomycota; Agaricomycetes; Polyporales; Fomitopsidaceae
Exons: 9
Coding region: 376-1293 (305 amino acids)
Source: RefSeq, a predicted model, not a curated record
CCUGAGUCCAACCAAGCUCUGACCGUUUUCACGCAUCCGGGCCCUCAAAGAAAUUCGAUGUCUAUGCUCUUGGUUACACCCUGACAACCCUUCGCCAUUGCACCUCAACAUCAGCCUGCUGUCUUGCAACAAAUGCAACAGGGCUCAAAAGCCAUCGACCGAUCCGGAUCCGCUUUCACAAGGCUGUGACCGCCAAUGUGAGCCUGCGUAUCGCCGCGCACACAGCGCUCGGAGCAUCGCGCACUAUUGAGCAGGAUUGGCGGAUGCUGAAAGCUCUUACAAAGCUGGACUAGCCGCUGGUUACACAAUGCAGCCCCCGGAAGGGCCUUCGGAGCCUAUGCUCCCGCUUUUCCCUCUCUCUUUCGUUGUUGUGCCAUGGCCGAGUCGCAACACCCGGUAGUCAACCCCAUUCGCACGAGCGCGCUGCCCAUAUGCGAGGGAGAUGAAGAUGGCACGCGUACAGGCCCCCUUAUUCUUCGAUAUAGGCAGUUGCACGGACCAGGAACGGUCGGCAAUCAGGAAUCAUCGAGACAAUCAGCGGAGGGCGCUGCUCGACGAGUUGAGCACUCCGCUUCUCGGCCGCUUGAGCACUCGACCGCCUAUGCUGGUCGCUCAAUGCUCAUCAACGUCCACAAUCAGCAGGGCAGAACGAACACAUCGUCGCUGGCGCCUUCGACACAAGUCCCGACGAAGCUCAACCCCAGCGACAAGCUGAUUCCGAGCAACCCGCCGACGGUGCCGCUCCUCUCCGAGGGCCGACGGAGCGUGCCAGCUCAUGCCUCUCAGCCCAAUGUAGCUUCGCUUUAUUCUAAGCUCCAGGGGCUCAGCCUGUCUGCACCCAGGAGAAUGCCGGCCGAUCCGCCGGCUCAGUCCUCGACCACGCGCGGCGUGCAAAUCGACUUCACACGGAAUCGCCCACAGCGUCCGGCAGCAUCCAACGAUGCCCUAAUCGGACCACACCGACAGGAGCACGCGAUUAGAUCACGCCCCGAGAAGAUCGUCUGGUUCGCUUCUAUAGGUCCUCCGCUCACCGCCGUCCCCAUGGCUCCUACCCUCGCAAACGCUGGCGAUUUGUAUGUGAAUAAGACGGACGAAAAGGUGCAAGUCUGGCUGCGCGAUGUUUCAGGAGUCUGGUUACCUGUGGCCGAACGACACCCGCAUCCGACCAUCGAGGGUUAUGUUCUGCGCCUGCUCGAUAACGGCGAUCCGCGUUGGGUGACGAGGAUUACGUUUCGUACAUACCUUGGUCGCCAGAAGCGGCUAGGGCAGUUUGUCGAUGCCCCGUUGACCUGAGCGGCGCUGUAGUACUGCACGCCCCUGGCGUGAACAUCACGUUGUAGAUCAGUGCUUACGAGGAAAGCGGGACUCGGCUUAAGUGACCUAUGACCUCAAUAUAUAGAUCGUACACAGCGA